Molecule: messenger RNA, 4870 nt
Organism: Eublepharis macularius
Lineage: Eukaryota; Metazoa; Chordata; Lepidosauria; Squamata; Eublepharidae
Gene: CCDC127
Product: coiled-coil domain containing 127
Exons: 4
Coding region: 1787-2578 (263 amino acids)
Source: RefSeq, a predicted model, not a curated record
CUAGUUGCCAACCACAACAAAAAGCUAACCCAGAUAUUUUAAAAACAACAUUUUUGAAGAUGUGUGGAACGGUUAUAUGUCUCUCAAGUAGGGUUGCCAGGGUCCAGGUGAUGGCUGGAGGUCUCCCACAAUUCUAACUGAUCUCCAUGCCACAGAGAUUAGUUCCCCUGGAGAAAAUGGUUGCUCUGGCGGGAUGACUCUAUGGCAUUAUACUCUGCUGAGAUCUCUCCCAUUCCCAAACCUCACCAUCUCCAGUGUCUACCUAGAAAUUUAGUGUCUCCAGAAAUUUCCCAGUUUGGAGCUGGCAACCCUAAUCUCUCAAGUAGGUACUAGAAAAUUCAUAAAUACGAUCAAGAAGCUGUUGGAUCCCAGUGAAGCCAUUUUCAAGGUACUCCAGCCUCCAAUUUCUCUGACUUCAAGUGCACUAAAGCAGGAGUGGAAAAUUUGAGUCCAGUAGCACCUUAAAGAACGAGAUUUCCAGGGUAUGAGCUUUGGUGAGUCAAUGCUUCCUUCAUUGGAUACAAGGAAGGAGUGUUUAUAUAUAUAUGAACUGUCAGCAAUGCCCUUCAAUUCUCUGUACUGGAGAAACAGGUCAGUCCCUUCACAAAAGAAUAAAUGGACAUAAAUUCUAAUAUAAAAAAAUCACAACAUUCAGAAACCAGUGGGAAAACAUUUUAAUCUGCCAGGACAUUCCAUCACUGACCUAAGAAUAGCAGUUCUCAAGCAGAGAAGCUUCAAAGGAAAAUUACAAGGCAAGAUUGCUGAAGCUGAGUUUAUUUGCAAAUUCAGAACAAUGGGCACCCCAGGGUUGAAUCAGGACACUGGAUUUUUCUCACACUACAGAUGCUAAUUUUCUGCACUUCAUAUCCAUGCUUUAUCAAGCUAAUUACAACAUGUGUUAUAGCUAGUUUCCUGACACUUAAUUUGCUAUACUCUUCCCAUCCUCUGCCUGAAUAAUAAAGAUUUUUUCUACUUGUAUCUGACGAAGGGAUCUUUGGCCCAAAAGCAAAUACCCUGGAAAUCUAGUUGGUCUUUAAGGUGCUACUGGACCCAAAUCUUGCUCUUCUAUUGCAGACCGAACACAGCUACGCGCCUGAAACUAAAAUAGGAGUGUUAUAUUAUGCCUUUUCACAGCAUGCCUGUCUGCCCUGCCCCUAACAACUGGAAUGGGGCAGAGGUUUGUAAAGCUGGCAAAAUCUCCCGCAUUACAACUGGGGAGAGGGAUUGGUCAGGCACAGGAGCAGCCAAGCUAAGAGAGGAGAGGCUUGAAUCUGUAAGCCUUCUAAAAACACUUGAUAAUUGGAAAAAAGAGAGAGUGGUUGCCUAGCAAUGGGACACUUGGAGGAUGGCAGUUGGAAGCCCUGUGGGGAAGGAGUGAAGGAUCAAGAGAGAGAGAGAGAGAGAGAGAGAUCCAAGAAGAGAGAGCCUGGAGAGUAGGAAUGAAAAGGGUGAACCCUAAGAGACAGAGGGAAAGUGGCUGAAGUGUUUUCUUCUGCGGUGGAUAAUUUUAAAGAAGUUCCAGAAAGGACAGUCUGUAGUGCAGUGAGAAGGGCAAUUGGCACAAGAGUGGCCAUCUUCUGGUAUGGACUUUUGACCCAGAGUGUUUAUGGGACUUCUGCUGCUAUAAGGAAAGGUUGUUUCUCAGAGUCUGUGAAGAACAGCCAGUUUGCCAAACAUCCAGAUCUUACAGGAGUUCACAAGAUGGCUUUGAACAAGAGGCUUCUCUUUUUGUAUUUGGAGUGACCAUAUUUUGCUCAAUAUUUAAAGAGGAAUUACAGGUUUGUCCAUGAAUAAUUUAAAUGACCCUCCUAAUUGGAACAUCCACCCUAAUGCCAGGGACGAUGGAGGCCAUGGAAGCAAAUGGAAUUAUGCUCUGUUGGUGCCAAUGCUGGGACUGGCUGCCUUCCGUUGGAUCUGGUCCAGAGAGUCUCAGAAAGAGAUAGAAAAAGAGAAAAAAAAUUUCUAUCGAAAACUGUCAGCAAUACAAAGAGAGCUCGAAUCUAAAUAUCGUGACACAAUCACUGAAAAUCGCCGUUCAGUUGCCCAUUUGGAGCUGGAACUGGAAAAGGAACGAAACAGAACGUCAAGUUAUCGUGAAGCCCUCGUUUCCCAGAGCCGGAAACUGGUGGAAGAGAGAAGAACACUGGAACAAGAGCACGCCAGACUGGAACAAGAAAAAAAAAUUCUGCAGAGUUCCGGGGCUGCUGGUGUUUUGUACCAGAAUUGCCUAGAGAGAGAGGAGCAGUGGCAGAAGAGAGCGAGCGCAUUGCUAAAAGAGUUUCAAGAAAUCCUUGCAGAAAGGCAGGAGAUCUACUGCAGCCUCGUGCUGCCAAGAAACCGGCGGCUGGAAAUUGAGAAAAAUUUGCUCAUUAGAGCAGCGACUGAUCCGAUAGCUUUAGACUUGGAAAUGGAGACAGGCUUGAAAGAUAUUUUUAGGCAUGACACCUACUGCAGCCACUUGCUGAAUGCCAAUAAACGUCGGAAUGGAAGGUUGAUGUGGCUCUACCUCCAAUACUGGGAAUUGUCUGUGGAACUUAAAAAGUUCAGGAGGGUCGAGAAGGCCUUGUUGGGAAAUUAGUGGCUGAAACCAGUGGCCAUCCACAUCAGUAUCAAGCAUAAGUGAGUUUCUGUGAUAAACAUAUCGAUUCUCUGUGCUUUUCCACCACAAUUUUUAGUCACCUGCUAAGAGUGUCCUAAGUGUUCACUUUCUCUUCCUUUGGCCACAAAGAACGCUGAUCAUGUAGUACUAUAAUGCAGUGCAUCAUUUAGGAGUUUCUGUCUUUAUUAGGCUGGGUUACAGGACUUAAAAGGAUAUGACUUAAAGCUCCAUUACCUGCAUGGCAACCCUCUUUCCUCUGAGAAGUCUUUCUGCUCUGCUUGGAAGCAGUUGCCCAGUUUAGUCUGUCUAUUUGAGGCUGAGAACCUCUGUACCAGUGCUUGUAACAACUGGGUUGUAACGCCAUUUGUGAUCUGGACUGGGCAAAAAUGUUGCUUUGCAGAGAUAAUGUAUUAAAAAAAAUAGAUAUGACAAUAGGUGAAAAAAUGGUUUGUGAAGCUUGUGAAAACCCUGUAAGACCUCCAAGGGUUGUAAAACUUCAUCAACUCACUGGUCACGUUUCCUGGAAAUAAAAACCUUUCAUCUUUUCUAUUUAUCUCUUACCACCCCGUGUUCUUUUAUUCUCACUAUCAUGUCAGGGCAAUGAUGUAAUAUAAAUACAGCCUUGGGUGAGAUGCAAGUCAACAGGAAAAAUAUUUAUUUAAUAAAAGCCACCGAUCGAAUUUAUAAACACCCCCUCUCCCUCUUUAAAGGAGAAUCGGCGUCCCUUUUGUAAUAAGACAGCCAAAUCGCUGUACUUCCUCCCCUUACUGCCCUGUGGAGGGAGACAUCCCGGUUGGCCUUGCAGCUUCACCACGAAGACCUUCCACCCUUAGAGUCCUUGUGCCCCGUGGAGUGGAGCUUCCCUCGUGACCUCACGAGGCAUUCUGCCCAUCUCUUCAGGUUCAGUUCCAUUUCUAGCCCCUUCCUGGGUUAUCUGAGCUCCUCCUCCUGCCUUUUCACUGAGGAGGAAUUCUCCUUGCCUUUCGUUUCUCGUCCAUGCAGUUCUCUGAAGCGGUUGGCUUAUACUCGUUUCUUCUGCUGAUUUUCUGCCUUCAAGCUGCCUGCCUGCAAUUGUUGUUUUGUAUAAAUGUUUUGUAUAAACAAGCAAAAGAAAGAUUUUGCACCACACUCUGAAAUUAUGUUUUAAACUAUUUUCCUUUUUGAUAGUGCGAGUUUGUUUCUCCACAAAGCUAAAAGUCAAACAUGAUCAGAUUUUCAUUUGAACUAAGGGCUCAGCAGGGCACAUCUGAGGAAAAUGUGAAGCAGUAAUGAAACAGCACCCCUGAGCAUGCGCAGAGCGCUUCUUAUCACUGAGUGGCCACCGCACAUUCUCAUUGUAUAAAGGGUCACCUGUCUGGAACUCCUCCAGGUUGCCAGGUAGAGCAGCUUUUAUAAAUGAGGAGGAAGACAGUUUUCUUUCUUUUAGACUCUGGGUAAGUCCCAGCUGACUGAUGCAGGUGUUUGUUGGCAGGUGGGCUACUAAAAAUUAUACGACGUGCUUACAAGCCUGAGGGGGAAGUAAUACUUUUUCACUUCACGUCUAAGUGAAGUUUUCUCCUUUACUAUGAAUGUGUGUGUUCCCUGUUCAAACUGUUUUCAUUGAAACAAAUAUUCAGACGACCACACAUGCCAAAAAAGAAGCCAGUAAGUAACUAAGUUUAGAGACAGGACAGUUUAUAUAUACCUAGAGAAAAUUAUCUAGAUUAGAUUUGAAAAAAGCCUGCUGGUACUGCCACAGAUUGUACUUUGAUGUGCACAAAGAACUUUCUGAUAUUUUCAUAUUGGGAGCAUUUUUGGAAACACAUUCUAGUGUCAAAUUUUGGUUUAUCUGAGUUUUUGUUUAAAACAUACACAUUAACAGAUAUAGGUGUGAUAUAUGGUAUUGGUACAUCAGCUGCACUCAAACAUUUUCAACAGCAGUCAGAGGUGGAUGCAGACACAUUGAGUGAAACAUUGAGGGACAUUAAAGGUAUGCAUAUUUUCCCUUUAGUACUCAAAAAUGUGAUUAUUGUCCUUCUAAAGUCUCUUAAGAUUCAGAUUUUACCAAAGAAUUUAAAAGAAAUUAAAUUGUGCUCAUUCAGAACAAUUGACUUAUGUUAUAACAAGCUACAGGUAGUCACCCUCUUUCUAGUGACAGGAUCCAAAAUUACGUAAGUGUUCUAAGCCCUUGGCAAGUAAAGCAUGAAUGUGUUUGAUUUGACAUUCUGUUAUUAUUUGGAAAACGUUUACACUACAUGUACAAAGUAAAAAUAAACGCAAUAUAACCAUAAA